AUCCCAUCAUCUCCUCUCGUAGUUUCCACCACAAUACAUAGCACAAUCUCACGACCUCAAAGAAGCUAGAAAGAGUUCCAUUUUGGCCAAGAAAUCAUGGCCAAGUCCUUUGUGGUGCUGGUAGCUGCUGUGUUGGCGAUGCUGAUGGCCAUGGAGGCAGCAUUUGCUGCCGAAUAUGGUACUCCGAAAGGCAGCAACAACAACAAUAACAACACCAACAGCAACAACAACAACGGCAACACCAACAACAGCGGCAACACCAACAACGGCAACAACAAUAACAACAACAAUAAUAACAACAACGACAACAACAUCAACAUCGGCGGAAACGGGAACGGGAAGAAGAAGGGCCCGACGGAGAAGGACUUCGACGACUUGCCCGGCGAAGGGAACGGGCUGGAGAGGCACAAGUGCAAGGCCAAGUCCAAGUGCAAGAACAAGAUCCUCGUCUGCCCACCAGAGUGCCCCUCCAAGAAGCCCAAGAAGAACAAGAAGAGCAAGGGUUGCUUCGUCGACUGCAACCGCAACUGUGAGGUUGUUUGCAAGUUCAGGAGGCCAAACUGUGAUGGAUAUGGCUCCCUUUGUUACGAUCCGCGAUUUGUCGGUGGCGAUGGAGUGAUGUUCUACUUCCAUGGAGCUAAAGGAGGUAACUUCGCCAUCGUCUCUGACGCCGACUUUCAGAUCAACGCCCACUUCAUCGGGACCCGACCCGAGGGAAGGACCCGAGACUUCACGUGGGUGCAAGCCCUCAACCUCAUGUUUGACUCCAACAACCUUGUCAUCGCCGCCAAGAGGCUGUCCAGCUGGGAUGACGCCGUCGACGCCCUCACCGUCAGGUGGAACGGCGACGAGAUCACCCUCCCCACCGAGGGAGACGCCGAGUGGAGCACUUCCACUGGAGAAAGCCGGAGCGUGGUGGUGGAGAGGACCGCCGACACGAACAGCGUGAAAGUUAGGGUUUCGGGGCUGGUGGAGAUGAACAUUAGGGUUCGGCCCAUCGGGAAAGAGGAGGAUAGAGUGCACAACUACCAGAUCCCGAACGGCGACGUUUUUGCUCACCUCGAGACGCAGUUUAAGUUUGAUAACUUGUCGGAGAAGGUGGAGGGAGUUUUGGGCAAGACCUACCGUCCUGACUACGUCAGUCCGGCGAAGGUUGGCGUGCCGAUGCCGGUUUUGGGAGGGGAGGAUAAGUACAAAACGCCGUCUCUUAUGUCGCCUCUUUGCAAGGUUUGCAGGUUCCAACCUGCCGCAGCAAUUGCCUCAGCUUAAAAGAGAUUCACAACAAGAAGAAGAUAGAGAGAGUAUUACACUGCUAUUUGAGUAAAGCAAAAUUAUUGCAUGCAUAUUUAUUCUUUUAUGUUCCUGAUGAAAGGGUACAAAUAUUUUCGUUGGCGAAAAAAUAAGACCUACCUAUCUAUCUACCCAUUAUAUGUUGUUAUAGUAAAUUUAUUAUAAGCAAAUUUCAAUGCUAAAUUUUAUGCAUGAGAAAGCUUGUGUGUUUUGUUUUUUCCUGGAUUGGAGGGAACUCAAGCAAGGUGCGCAUUUAUCUCUCUUUUUGCUUAUUCUCAUGUUUGUGAUUUAUUUUGCAUCUUGGACACUAUUUAAGCUCAAGGUUUAGUUGAGGGUUUCUUCAUGAAUGAGCUAUGAAUUAAGAAUUGAGAAGGUCCCUCACAUCUUUAUGCUCACAACAUCUUGUUUUUCUGUGACGCUUAAGAGAAGUAGGUUUGUUUUCUUCUUGUAGUUAUGACACUUUUUCAAACUAUCUAAAAAAUGUGUUGAAUUUGCAUAAGAGUUCUAUGAUGAUUGCUUUUAUAGUCCGUCGACAGGAAAGAAAAACUCUUUCAUAUCUCAUGUAAGUUGUGAAAGAGCACAAUAGGCACACACGCACCACAUCAAAUGCUCUAGUUUGAACAACUCUAUUACAUAAUGUAAUUCAUGGUUUUCAAAUCCUCUCAUCUCAAAUCUUUUGCAGUUUUAGCUUGAUCAGUGGUGAGUUCUCUCCCUGCUGCUAGCUAGUUCAGUGAUCCCAGCAAUCACCACUUGCCAAUACUAUGUACUUUGAUCUGAGUAAAUUUUUCAUCAACAUACUCUUGUGAUCAUAAUUCCCAUCGAACAUGGUAAUGCAUACUUGUGCAAAGCUGCUUUCUUUCUCAUUUCUUUUCUCUCACAAUAAUCACCUUGACACCUAGUGAUAGACUGAUUUACUCCCCUUUCCCAUAUGCUUCCUCACAAGAUCAUAGGGGUGGGCAACGGGAAACGGGUAUUUGGGUAUACCCAUACCCGUCCCGUUUUUUUAGGGUAACGGGUACCCAAAUACCCGUUUUAUAAUUGCGGGAUGGGACUUGGGAUUGAUAAUUUCAAAAGCGGGUACCCGCGGGUUACCCGUUUAUACCCGUUUGGGUAUAACGGGUACCCGUUUUACCCGAUACACAAUAGCUGCCCAAAAUUCAUAUCUACCAACCCAUGCACCCGAGCCCAGGCGUGAGGCGUCUAGGCCCAUCUCCUCUCUUCGCGGAGUCUCAAACUGGAAUGGCCUGGCCUGGCUUAUCUCCUCUCCCUCUCUCGGCGGCGACAGGCAACUGCUAGUGCUCGUGGACGACUCGUGCAAAACCAUUCCCUCGCGGCCGCCCAGCAGACCUAGAGAAGACGAAUAGUGACGCCGCCGGCCGCUCCUCUCCUCUAUAUCUCAGCCCGACGUCGUCGCCCGCUCCUCUCCUCUAGAUCUCCCUCGGAAGCAGACGAGAAGAACGAAUCCUCGAAUUCUCUCCUCUGGCGACGCCGACAAUGACUUUGGAGCUCCUUCUCUGUCGCACCCGACGCUGGCAACCAUAACAUAGCUUCUGAAUUGUUCAGUUCGUUUUUGGGUAAGUUGGAUUGUUCAAUUCAUUUUCGAGCUAAUACAGAGGUUAGGCCUCAACCACUGAAUCAUAGUGGAACAAUGAAUCUUAUAUCCCUGGAUGGCUGCUCUUUGUUUGUUUUGGAUUCUAAUCUCUAUCCGAUGUGAUUUGGUCAAAUGUCAAUGGAGGUUUCAAGGUGAUUCUAAGCUCGUCUUUGGAUUUUUAAAAGAGCAUAUUGUUGGAUAAACAGAUCAAGUUUUG
Molecule: messenger RNA, 3098 nt
Organism: Linum trigynum
Lineage: Eukaryota; Viridiplantae; Streptophyta; Magnoliopsida; Malpighiales; Linaceae
Source: the annotation of a GenBank genome assembly